CUCGUAUCGUGAAAAGCUAGUUUGUCGUGCGCCACCACCAUGGCCACGCUUCUGUACACGAUCAUCGGCAUGACGGCGAGUGCCUCGCUGAAUUGCGCGGUGCGCCGUGAAAUCUCGCCGUGUACCUGCGCGCCGGGUCUGUUCCCGAACAACAUCGAUGUCAAGUGCGAACAGAUGGAGUCCUUCGGUCAAGUCGUCAACGCACUGCAGGACCGCUUCACCGAGGAUCACAACAUCUGGCUCACGAUUUCGCACUCACAGCUGCUCGAUCUAGGCGCGCUGUCCUUCUGGGAGAUGAACAUGAACAUCAAAUCGCUCCGGAUAAACUACGAUAAUCUGAGUCAACUGCCAGUUUCGACGUUCCGCAACCUGCCCCGGUUGGAUCUGUUCAGUGCGGCGGACAACCUACUGGAAGAGAUUCCGCCGGACAUGUUCGAGCAGAUGCCGAACCUGGGCACGCUGGAUUUAUCGCGCAGUCGCAUCCGCUACGUGUCCAGCGACACGUUUCGCCAUUUGCAGAACCUGCGCCACCUGGUCAUGGGGAGCAACCAGCUGCAGCGGCUCGACACGGACGCCCUACCGAAGACGAUCCAUUCGUUGCAGCUUAGCAUGAACUCGCUGCGCUCGCUCAACGGCAGCAUCCGUCAUCUGGACGAACUGAAGCUGCUCUUCAUCAGCGAGAACAAUCUGACCACGUUGGCCGGCGAGUUGCCUCACGGGUCACCGAAUUUGAUGAUGAUCACGGCCCAAAACAACCUGCUCGAGCACUUGCCGGCGGAGGUACGCUACCUGAAGAAUCUGGACAACCUGUGCAUCCCGGGAAAUAGGCUCCGUUCCCUCGACGGGCUACUGGCACGUGCCACGCACCUCACGAAGCUGCUCGCGCAGGACAAUCUGAUUGAGGAGCUGCGCAAGGACGAGUUCGCUGAAGCCGAGCGGCUCGAGGAGCUCAACUUGGCCGGCAACCGAUUGACGCACCUGAACGGUUCCCUGCUCAACUGCAAGGGUCUGAUCAACGCAAACUUUAGCGAAAACCGGUUGAAGGAAUUCUCGCUCCAGGAUGUGGCCGGGCUACGCAAGCUGCGUCUCCUUGAUCUUUCGCACAACCGCAUCGAGGUGCUAACGGGUCGGAUGGAGAACCUGAUCGACUCGGGAUUGAUCAUCUCCGAGCUGCGGCUCAACAACAACCGGCUCCGCUCGCUGGACGGUGCCCUAAUGGGCCUGAACAAUCUGCGCAUCCUGAACGUAGCCCACAACCAGCUUCAGACGAUCACACCGAACGAUCUGAUCGGUAUGGAGGAGCUCGAGCGAUUGGAUUUGUCGUUCAACCAGCUCAAAACUCUCGAGGAACUGUCCAAGACGUUCCUUCCCUCGCUGGAGUUGCUGAACGCUUCCUACAACCAGCUGACGACGAUGCACAAGGACUUCCACGGGCUGCCGAUCCUCUGCGUGGCCGAUCUGUCGAAGAACAUGAUCCGCGAGCUGUCGGUCGAUCUCGUGUCGAACACACGCUGCAGCAACCAUGGUGUACCGAACCGGUUAGAGAUUUUCCUCGACGAAAACCCGGUCCUGUGCAACGAAACGCUGCCGGAGUUGAUCAACCAGAUGGACUUCUACCACACGCGCCUGAAUGGCGUUGCGCACUGUAUCGUCCCGCAGCAGAUGCCCGUCGAAACGCCACUCUUUAUUCAACCACCGAUCGCGAUGCUACAACCCCUGCUGAAACCAUCGGCACCGCUUGUCCCCUCGAACGUUAUGAUCCAACCGCCGUCCAUCGUACAAAUCCUGGUCCCCUCGACACUGGUCAUGCAACCGCCUCAACAGACGCCGCAACAACAAUCUUCGGCUCCACAAUCAUCCGCUGCCGUGGCUGCUCCCGCGGCAGUUCCAUUACCGACCCAACCGGCCGUUCUGCUCCCAGUAGCUUUGCCUAUCCCGCUUGCACUGGCCACCAUUGCCCCACCCGUUCCGGUACUGCUCGAAGCAUCGACUGGUGCACCGCCACCACUACCGGUGGCCAACGGUUCUCCCAUUGAAUCCCUCCCGAACAGCAUCCCCCAGCAGCAGCAGCAGCAGCAACCACUGGACGAUGAUCCCAGCGCCAACGGGGUUCUAGUGAUUCCGCAGCAGUUGCCCUACGACGAGCUAAAGUACGAUGCGCAACCGGAACCGGAACCGGACGAUGAGUCAAAGCCCACGCUACAGACAGCCGGUGGGGGCGAUGACAACAACGACGUUGGGCGGGCACCGCACGCCGGUGACGGGCCACCGGUAACCGUCACCACCAGCACCACGAUGCAGACAAUUCUCGAGUUUAAAAACAUCAUACACGACGACAGCUACGGGGUGGGUGGACCGGCGGCCACCGUGAUGGUGGUCCCGGUGCCACCGGCCACCAUCGUGCUGCCGGAAGUUAUCCCACUCCCGCUCGACAAGGCGCAAGGGCUAGCGACGGAACCGCAGGAGGAUGGGCCGGAAACGCAGCAGGAUCAGAGUGUCGAUCUCGACGAGCUGGAGUGAGCAUCGACUGGCUUUUGGCGCAAAGCUUUUGUUUUACUUUCUUUACAGCACAGCUGCUGCUGUUGAGAGUGAUUUUGACUGAGAGACGCAGAACUAGAGAGACAGAGAAAGAGAGAGAGCGCUUGAAGCAUUUAGCCAGCAAUCCCUUCGAAUCCAUCUGGACGCAGGACAGGAUUUUCUUUUUAGCCAACCCCGAUACUUGCGCCUUAGUUUUGUUUUCUUUUACGUUUGUACUUUAGUAUUGUGCCCUUCUCUUCCAUUUGCUUCCACCGUUCAAAUUCACGUGUUUAAAGUGCCAUUGUUUUAAUGUGUAUGUAUGUGUGCGUGCGUGUAUUGUUUGCCAUAUUUGUACCUUGGUCGGUGCCUGAUAGAGCUUGUCUUUUCCGUUUCCGUUUGGAGUGCGAUGUGAGUUAAGUAGCGAACUGUGUGACGGAAGCAGCAUCGCGCUGAGAGUGAAGAAUUUAUUUAGGGAACGAAAGAUAAAACGAAGAUCAACGAACUAUAUGAAGCACUAUUUGUAAGACAGCAUCCCCGUGUGCAUCCUAUGCCGUUUGCUUUGAACAUCAAUCGGAAAAGUUUCGAGUAAUUUAAUAGGGAGAGAAAG
Messenger RNA from Anopheles bellator, 3124 nucleotides. RefSeq names its product protein slit (gene ltl). Bases 40 to 2520 code for a protein of 826 amino acids. The transcript has 4 exons. Gene Ontology annotation, cellular component: extracellular matrix. Gene Ontology annotation, molecular function: protein binding. Lineage: Eukaryota; Metazoa; Arthropoda; Insecta; Diptera; Culicidae. The record is from RefSeq and is a predicted model, not a curated record.